Molecule: messenger RNA, 1434 nt
Organism: Leptosia nina
Lineage: Eukaryota; Metazoa; Arthropoda; Insecta; Lepidoptera; Pieridae
Source: the annotation of a GenBank genome assembly
AUGGCUAACAAAGUGAGUGGGAGCGAAGACGAUGGGCCACUGUUUGGUAUUGCUAUACACUGUUUAGGAGAUACUGAACAUAUAAUGAAUAAACUUCAAGAAUAUUCGUGUGUCACAACGAGUCUGAAUGGUUUCGCAAAAGCUUGGUUAGGCCCACUUCUUUACUACAUGAUAACAGAUCCCGAAAAGAUAGAAUACGUACUAAAACAUCAUUUGGAAAAGGACAAUUUGCAUCGAUUUAUUCGAUAUAUCGUUGGCUAUGCAUCCAUUUUCGCACCAGUGUCUAUUUGGAGGCCGCGCAGAAAAAUUUCAGUUCCAGUAUUCAGCCCCAAAAUUAUAUCCAGCUUCGUAGAUGUAUUUUCAGUACAGAGCGAUAAACUUUCUAGAAAACUCAAGGUAUUGGCUGGUACAGGCAACUUUAAAAUAUGGUCUUACAUCAACGCGUAUAGUCUCGAUGCUGUCUUAGAGACGGCGAUGGGUGUGCAAAUAAACGCCCAAGAUAACCAUGAAAACUCAAUUCUCACAGCGACAAAUCACGCUUUAUAUUACGCGUGCGAGAGAAUCUUCCAACUGUGGCUGCAGCCUGACUGGUUAUACAAAUUCUUUCCUCAACAUGCGAAAUUAAAGAGCGCUACUAAAGUAAUUCACGAAUUUACAGAUGGGAUUAUUCAAAAGAAAAGAGAGCAGAUUGAAGAAGAAAAAAAACAGGGAGAAGUUAAAGGAGGUGAUGCCAAACGAAACAAGGAUCUCACUUUCCUAGACCAGUUAGUGACACAAUCUGGUGGAGCCAAUGGUUACAGUGACGUGGAGUUGCGUGAAGAAGUUUUGACCUUUAUCGUAGCCGCGAUGGACACCUCCGCUGUGACCAUGGGUUUCACUCUUAAACUACUAUCGAAAUAUCCUGAAGUGCAGCAGAAAGUUUUUGAUGAACUCGAUGCUUUAUUUGGAGAUUCAGACCGAUUAUUGGUGAAGGAAGAUUUACCUAAACUGCCAUAUUUAGAAAGAGUUAUAAAGGAGACAUUAAGAUUAUUCCCGUCCGUUCCUUUUAUUAUUCGAGAAGCUUCUGAACAUUUUAUCACAAAUGACGGUAUUCCGGUUCCUAAAGGGUCAGGCUUGAUAACUAGUAUAUGGGGCGUGCAUAGAAACCCCAAAUAUUGGGGAUCAGAUGCACAUUGCUUCGAUCCUGAUCGAUUCCUGCCAGAAAGGUGUAAGAACCUCCACCCUUGCGCGUUCAUUCCAUUCAGCCAUGGCCCUCGGAAUUGUUUAGGUUAUCAAUACGCAAUGAUGUCUAUGAAGACCGCGCUGUCCUCUAUACUUCGUCGCUACCGUGUCGUUGGGGUGCCAGAAAAGGGACCAGUACCUCACAUUAGAGUUAAGCUGGAGAUCAUGAUGAAAGCUGUAGAUGGCUUCGAAGUGGCCUUGGAAGAGCGAUAG